ACUUCCCAGCCCUAACUACCCCUGCUUUCCGCUCCCCUGUAAGAACUACGACAUCAAUUUCUCUCUCGAUCGGAAACAAUGGCGUCCGCUACAUUCCUCCCCUUCCUCCUCUUGAUUAUUUCUUCUCACAUUUUCGUCGUAUUCUCUGAAGAUCGCGACUGGAUCGUGGUCGGUCAUCAGGCCGGCCAACUUCCGCCCUGCAUACAGAAGAUUCUUCCCUGUCAACCGUUCAUCAAGCCGCCGUCCAAUCCGUCGCCGGCGUGCUGUGUGCCGCUGAAGGAGAUGCUGGCCGACGAUCCCAACUGUCUCUGCUCCUUCUUCGAUAACGCGCAGCUGUUGAAGGGCCUCAAUGUCACUCAGAGCGACGCCUUGAAGCUUCCCGCUGCCUGCGGCGGCAAGGCUGAUACUUCCAAGUGCGCCGAUGCGGGGGCGAGCCCACCAACUGCAUCAACGGAUGCUCCUCCUCGUCCUUAUCCUCCUCCUCCUCCUCCUCCAGUCCCUACAACUUCCAAUGAUUCUUCGAGUUCCAGCAAACCUAACAGCUCAACCAAGAAGAAUCCAGCGUAUGGGUUGGCAGCUGCUUCUUCCUCAUUUGUGGGUUUACUGCUAGUUUCAUCAUUUCUGUAGGCCGUUUUCCUGUUCAUCAUUUUAGUCCAUUCUAUCUUUUAUCCUUAUCCUUAGAGCCAAUAACAUCGUAACUUUUUCAUUGUUGCUUUCGUUUUUAUGGAGAAGCUGCAGCAUGAAUGUUUAUUUUGCCUUUGUGGGAAUCAUGAAUAAUGAAGAGGAAUGGGUUGAAAAACAUGAGAAUUUGCUAGCUUAGCGCAUGCAAAAUAGGGGGUUGGUUGUUUGUUUUAGUUUUGGAUUUUCCUACACUUACCACCAUUUGCAAUUGAGCUGAGAUUCCUUUCCUCUGCC
Messenger RNA from Momordica charantia (bitter melon), 915 nucleotides. RefSeq names its product non-specific lipid transfer protein GPI-anchored 3. Lineage: Eukaryota; Viridiplantae; Streptophyta; Magnoliopsida; Cucurbitales; Cucurbitaceae. The record is from RefSeq and is a predicted model, not a curated record.